AUGGCUGAUGAAAAUAAUGAGAUGAAGGAGGUCAAGGACGAGCAAGAACUCGCACCUUUUGAUCCAACCAAGAAGAAAAAGAAGAAGAAAGUUGUAGUUCAGGAUCUUAUCGAGGAACCUACUGAGUCACAGGGGGAGACAUCUGAACCUUUGCCUGAGCAUCCUAAUGACGAGGAAGAGGCGGAGGGUGUUGAACUGCAGCAGCAACGUUAUCCCUGGGAGGGAAGUGAUAGGGAUUACAUAUACGACGAGCUUCUUGGUAGAGUCUUUAACAUUCUCCGUGAAAACAAUCCGGAGCUUGCUGGAGAUAGGCGUCGUACAGUUAUGAGGCCACCUCAAGUACUUCGUGAGGGGACAAAGAAGACUGUGUUUGUCAACUUUAUGGACCUUUGCAAGACGAUGCAUCGUCAACCAGAUCAUGUGAUGAAUUUCUUGCUUGCUGAGUUGGGAACCAGUGGUUCGCUUGAUGGGCAGCAAAGAUUGGUUGUCAAGGGAAGGUUUGCACCCAAGAAUUUUGAAGGGAUAUUGCGUCGCUAUGUCACUGAGUACGUCAUCUGCCUUGGUUGCAAGAGCCCAGACACCAUUCUCUCAAAGGAGAAUCGUCUCUUCUUUCUCAGAUGCGAAAAGUGUGGAUCUGGACGAUCUGUGGCGCAGAUCAAAGCAGGUUUUGUUGCUCGUGUUGGGCGCAGGAAGACUUGA
Messenger RNA from Eruca vesicaria subsp. sativa (arugula), 699 nucleotides. Lineage: Eukaryota; Viridiplantae; Streptophyta; Magnoliopsida; Brassicales; Brassicaceae. The record is from the annotation of a GenBank genome assembly.